Molecule: messenger RNA, 5082 nt
Organism: Alternaria burnsii
Lineage: Eukaryota; Fungi; Ascomycota; Dothideomycetes; Pleosporales; Pleosporaceae
Exons: 4
Coding region: 1-5082 (1693 amino acids)
Biological process (GO): positive regulation of transcription by RNA polymerase II
Cellular component (GO): nucleus
Molecular function (GO): transcription factor binding
Source: RefSeq, a predicted model, not a curated record
AUGUCGACUGGACUAAGACAGCGCGCGAAUUCGAACUCGAUCAAAAGCAAUUCGGUUCGAACUACAGACGUCAAACUUAAACCCCCAACGCCGGGCCAAGAUGAAUUCGCAUUCGAGCCCUGUGCGGCCACCGGCUCCUUCCUGCUCUAUGCGCAACGGAACGUGAUCUUAUGCCUCCAUCACGACACUUUGGCAGUAGAGAGACGCUUUGACAGGCACCGGGAAGAUGUGUCGUGGAUAUCAGUCGACACAACAAGCGAACGAGGAGCAGGUCGGUUGGUCGUCUCCUACGACGCCGGCUCGACUGCAAUUGUUUGGGAUCUGUUCACCGGCGACGAGGUGGCGAGGUUUGCGUCGUACGAGCAAAUUAGAGUUGCGACGUGGAUGAGGAACGGCAAUGUUGCUUUUGGAAAUGCGCAGGGCAACAUCAUCCUGUUCGAGCCUUCCACCUCUGAACACCUGUCCGCGAGAACCAUCUUCGACCCCAUCACAGCAUUAGCACCAGCUUCAGACUGCAGAACAUUUGCCAUUGGAUACCUCAAUGGCUCCAUUCUAAUCGCCACCCUGCAGCCAUCCUUCACCAUCCUGCACACCCUCACCACCCCGCGUAACCCAUCGCCUAUCGCAGGUCUAGCCUGGCAUGGCUCUUCAUCCAAGCAAAAGUCGGAGAUGUUGGCCGCCCAAACAUCUGACGGCGACCUCCGGGUAUGGAGCGUGCCAAAGGCCCAGCAUGGCAGCGAUGCCCCUUGCGUGAUUCGUGUUCUUAACCAAAAGGAACAGAGAGAACCCGGCCCCUGUUGGUUUGCAUGGUCUAAGAAUGGUAGAAUCGUACAGUACACCGAAGGUCAAACCUGCGCAUGGGAUGUCCGCACCAAGAGAGUGUCCUAUGAAACCGUGCCAACAACUGAUGGCAUCGCUGCCAUCUGCAAUUACGGCCCUACUGCCACCCUCUUCACCAUUGGACGUAAUUCCAGUAUCCAACAAUACGACAUUAACCCCAGCAACGGUCCCGCCACAAUGGUAGCUAACGUUCAGCAUGCACCCGCCAACACACCCCCAUCACCACCCAGCUCUCUCGACGAACAGAAGCAGCAAAUGGAGACACCGCUAACUGCUCUCCCAUCAAAGUCCAAGACAAUCCCGUUGAUGCUUGCCGAAUCAGAAAGCAGUGCCGAUGAAGGUGUUGCCAUGUCGCCGCUCCAGAAGAUCGCUAUGGAAAUGGACCAGCUCGAAGAGGAACGCCGCGAUCGCGUUGGGCCCCUCAGUCCCGUAUCAAGUCGAGGCUCUCAAAGCUCCCGAUCAUCUGGCAGUGGUCGUGCUCCACGCUACCGAUAUGACAGGCCGUCGCACGGUUCGGCGUCACAGCGGUCAACUAAAUCGAAGAGAUCAGAAAGCUCAGGUGGCUCUGGUACCAUCUUCUCGUCCGGAACAUCUUCUAUGGCCGGCACUUCAACGCGGGAGAGCGUUUCCAUCCGAUCAAUCUCAUCAGCUGCAUCCUCGUCUCGGUACGGUUCUUCAGCUCUGCGGAAGGAAGUCCUUAGAAGUCCCGACGAAUCCAAGAAGAAUCAGCACAUGGAUCUCUUUCCUUUCACUAAAACCAGGCUUAGUGACGUACCCUUUCGCCCUACAGAUCUUGGACCAGAACGUACCCCGGACGAUCUUCGACUGAACAUGCUCAAGGUUGUGUUCGGGUGGGAACAAGACAUUGAGGAUUUGGUUCAGGACGAACUGGCACGUCAUCCUCCUGGGUCGGCCGCUGCUGUACUUUUGUCAAAGUGGCUCGGCGAUCUUGGUGCUGACCUCAUGGCUUCUAUGGUUGGAUCUGAGUCAAUGACUUCCUCUGACUGGAUGUUGCUGGCUUUGAGCAACAUGGGACAUGGUUCACAAAAGAAGGUCGGUGAGGCCUUCGUGCAGCGUCUUCUGGAGAAGGGCGACAUCCACCCUGCCGUCGCAAUCUUCCUCGGACUUGGUGAACACAAUGACGCUAUCGAGGUCUACGUGUCUCGCAAAUAUUACAUGGAGGCCAUUCUACUGACCUGCUUGACAUUCCCAACUGACUGGCAAAGACAAUCCUUCCUGGUCAGGAAAUGGGGAGAGCAUGCAGUAUCACACGGCAAGGCAGAAUUAGCAGUGCGAUGUUUCUCGUGUAUGGGUCUCGAAACUACUGAGCCUUGGUUCUCGCCACGUGCGCAAGAUGCAGUUUUCUCUGCGCAGAAGCAGGCGCUCCUUGGCUCCCAGAUGAGUCCGCCAUUGUCGCCCCCUAGUGGCAGUGUUGGCAGUAGCCGAGUAGCGGCUAGGAUGGCCUCGCUCAAGCUCGUCACUGACUUCACUCGCGGUCCCCAGCCUAAACAAAUUGUCCGAGAAGAGGACGAGAAGACACCCAUGAACGCGGGUGUCACGCCUAUCGCUGAGUCAGCUAUCAGUCCUGCUGUAGGCCAUCACGGCUGGCUUGGCCGUGCUGCCCGCGAUCCCUCCCGAGAGCCUUCUUCCGCACGAACUGCGACACCAGGUUCAUACGGUAGAAAACGUUUCCCUUCGCGAUCUGAUACUGGCCGCAAAGCUACGAACAACGAAGUCCUCGCAUCAUUGGCCAUUCCGGACCGAGGCCACCGUGGUGAGUCGCAUCCGAGAACCGCUGUUGACAACAUCGGCCGUGAAGCUGAGACGUUGCCAUUCUCAACGCGUCGAGCAACAAGUGGCUCCAAAGAUUUUGUUCUCUCUGCAACAACGUUCAACCCCGGGCAAUCCAGUGACCAUCUACCUUCACCAGCAGUAGGGGUGUUCGAUGCACUCAAGGAGAAACAUAGCGAGUCUCGUGGUAGCUCUCGAAGUCGGAACAUUCAAGAGCUCCAUCUGGACAUGACAGACAAUGUAGUCGAAGUCGGCCCGGAAACAGGAUAUACCAACAGACUUAGCCCACCUCUGACCGGAACAAGCAUUAAGAGUGCUAAGGCGCGCAGCAUCGACCAAUACAUCAGCAGCCUAGACGAAGCUAAUCACUAUGCGCAGAACCGCUCUAACUCGCGCAAUGAGGAAAGGCCUGCUUCACGCACAGCGCGCACUCGCAGUCGCAACCGCGAAGAAUCGCAGAACCGUGGGCGGUCAGGUAUCCGCUACAUCCGCCCUGCAAAGCGUUCUCCUUCCUCGCCUGUCCCAAUGUCUCCAGAGGAUGCGGGGAUCUAUUCUGUGAACAAGAAAGAAGCAGGGACUAGCACGGAAGAUUUCGAUGAUGAGAGGUUUUAUAAGAUGAGCGUUGCUUCUCCAGUUGUUACAGAGUCUGUCGCCAGCACCCGCACCACUCGCAGCCGAGCAAGACAAGGAGUAAGCAAGACUAGGUCAUCCUCCAAGACGGCUACACGCCGUAAUGAGUCUCCGGAAGGAACCACGCGUGCUCGAAGCAAAGGCACCAGCCGCGCAUCAAGUCGUCGCCCAGCUGAAGGCCGCGGACGAAGCGCUGUUCGGGGCGAAAACUCUCCUGUAUCUCCUCAACCCAUGCAACGCGACGACAAUGAGGGAUUUGUCGACUAUGAACCUGUUCGCCCACGGCAUCGCAGCGGCAGCCGCAGACCUUCAGGAAGCGGUGCAGACAGUCGCCGAGAAGCCUCCCCAGAGCGCCGUGUGCCACGGGACCGAUCAAUGAGUCGUAGACCUACGCCGGCUCUAAGGGAAUCCAGCCGAACAAGGGGUCACGGACGGGAUGCUUCUCCUGAGUCGUUGACUUCAGGACGUUCUGGUGUAUCGCGCAUGCGUCCUACCACAGCUUCAAGAAAGGCUUUAGCUGCUCGUGAGCUAGAAGAACGCAGGCUGUCGUUGGCUCGGCGUCCAUCCGCUCCACUCAUCCCUCAUCCUGGAGAUCUCGCAUUCCGACCAAUCUCUCACGAGCGGUCUAAUACUGAUGACAUGCUGAACUCAAUGUCGAUGUAUCGUGAUCCCAUUCAGAGAAGCCAAACGGCGGACCCGGAGAUGACUAAGAGAUAUUCACCUACCAACAGGAUGGGUGGUGCAGGACCAACAUCGACAACAUCUGUACCCAUUGGCCUUCCAGCGAACCCCCGCGCCAUGCGUCAUCCCCGAUACAUGACCGCCGACCCGAACGAAGAGGAUGAUAUCCCUGCGGUGCCUACCAUCCCUGACAAUAUGCAACACCAACAAUCUCAGUCCGGCGAGACUGACGACAUUGGGCCUCUCCUUCCUGCAACCACUUUUGGUCAGCCAAUCGCGCCCCCCUCACGAUCUGUGUCAGCACCUCCGCAAGACAUACUCCCAUCCAGUUCAUACAACUCGCCUACCUACCCUUCCAUAGGCAGACGUCCCUCUCUAGGUGGAUCUCGUGGUCAUGCUCGACAGAACACGAUGCCCGAUGUCCUUCCUCAGACCAACUACAAGCGUCACAGCCCGCCUCCGAUCACAGCUAGCAUUGCUGAGACGAUCCACGAAAGCCAGAAUCAGGACAACCAAGUUAUAGUUAUCGACGCAGAAGACCAUGGUCGUGCACCGCCUCUACUAUCUCAGCUCCAGCACCUAGCAACCCCACCGCCGCCACCUCCACCACCGCUCAACCUCGGAGGUGGCAACGGCAUUGGCAUGAUCAACAUUGCCAUUGAGGGCAACAGCCCAGGCGAGAAGCCCUUGGAAGUCUCGCCCACUCAAGCUUCUGCUACUGGAUCUCCACACGCUCACCGACGGGGUCGCGGCAGCGUGAGCGAAAACCUCGGUAUGACAUUCAAGCGCGUAACUGAACGCAUGCGUAGCACCAGCCGUGGGCCCCAGCGCGCCAAAUCUCCACCGGUCAACCGCGCUGAGCGGUCUCCUUACGAGAGUGUUCCUGAAUUCUCUUUCCCACGUGGACCAAACACGAGAUCUCCUCCCGGUGAUAACAACAUGGGUAACCACCAUGAGUCGUACUUCAACCAGAUCCCCCCUCCGCCUCCACCUCCACCGCAGCCUAUGGAGCAGGUCAUCCCUCCCACUGAGAAUGGUCAGCCAUUUUAUAGGCAUCCCAAGGAGCUGAGGGCCAACAUGCCACCCAAUACGUUACAAGCUGGCGUAUACCAGAGCGGCGAGCACACACCCAUGAUCUAA